Molecule: messenger RNA, 2237 nt
Organism: Durusdinium trenchii
Lineage: Eukaryota; Dinophyceae; Suessiales; Symbiodiniaceae
Source: the annotation of a GenBank genome assembly
UCUGAAUUCUUGCUUGGUUCCCAGAAAAAUGACCAAGAUUCUCAAAAAGGUGCCCAAACAGGGGGACUGGAACCGAUAUGCUCAUCCAGUCCUAUGGCAUGUCGGUGCACAAGGGGUCUGAUCAACCACUUGCACAUGCAUUCUUUACAGCUAGUGUCCUGUUUCACCCGUGUUGAAACCAAUUUUGUUCAUCCGACUUUUCGCUUUACCGCUCUUUCAGCCAAGGCCUAGCUGCAAAAAAGAUAAUUGAGUCAUUUUCUAAGUAUGUGCGCGUGUGUGCUUCUUUGUAACGAGGGUGGCAUUGCAAAAUGCCAGCUGUUCUCCAAUUUGAAGCUCUUUAUGUUCUUGAAUAGAAAUCAGGGGGCGCUGCUGCCUUGAAUGCCGUGAGAAAACAUAUACACGAAACAUACACAAAACUACUUGCGGGGCUGCACUGGAACAUUUGCGCCGCAUGCAUUGUCGGGAAAAAACUGUCCUGACCUUGAUAUAUCCCAGACGGCCAUCCGAAGGCUUGGUCCUCCUUGGUCUGAAAAAGCGUGGCUUUGGGGCUGGGAAGUGGAACGGCUUUGGCGGCAAACUGGAUCCCGGGGAAAGCUUGGAAGAGAGCGCGCUGAGAGAAUUACAAGAAGAAUGCGGACUAACUGCAAGGAUUGCAGAUUUGCACUGGCGUGGGUGCCUGACGUACAUUUAUGAUACAAAAGCCAAGGCAAUGGAGGUCAAUGUGUUUGAUCUAGACAAGUGGGAUGGCGAACCAAUUGAAACGGACGAGAUGGCACCACAAUGGUUUCAACACGAAGCCGUGCCAAUUGACUCCAUGUGGGCAGAUGAUGAUUAUUGGCUUUUGCAAUUCUUGGACGGCAAGUUGAACACUCCCUUCAUUGGCCGUUUCAGGUUCAAAGGCCACGAAGGUUUGGCCAGCUCAGAAGUUCUGGAACAUUCGAUUGCACCUCUUUUGCCAGCAUCGGUUCCAGGAAAGACAAGUCAACCCGGAGCGGCCAUGGUGGUGUCAACUGUUUGCUUCCUUAAUGCUCCGAGUCUAAGACCAUUGGAAUCAUUCCUGCGCUACCACUUGUCGAAGGGAUUUGCCAGAAUUAUGAUUUUUGUUGAUGCGCCUGACGACACGAGGACAUUGAAUGUUGUGCGCUGCUUUCCGGCUGCACGUGUGCUGUGCAAGGUUCGGGGCCCAGCACUCCUGCAAGAGCAAGAAAAGUUGUGCCCCUCUUUUGCAGCCCUACACAGUCACGUUGAUGAAGUGUCAGCACGACAGCUCUUGGAUGCCGAAUUGGCUUCCAUCAUAGCUCCAGAUCUUGGUUGCCGAUGGGUGGUGUACCUGGAUUCUGACGAGCUAUUUUUUACUCACGAUGACUCGGUUGUACCUCAUUUCCAGAUGCUUGAAGAGCGCAACAUUUAUCAAAUGACAUAUUUGAACCAUGAAGGCGUUCCAGAGCAGAAGGAUACAGACGACUAUUUUGCAACAGUUACACUGUUCAAGCAGCAUCACUUUUCAGUUCCUUUAACCUCCCAAGCUCGUAGUUCCCUGCACUUUUGGAUGGAGAGGUCAAGGAGAAGUCAGUACUUCCUUUUCUACGACAAUGGGAAGAGCGCUUGCAGGAGUGGCUGCGGGGCAGUUUCGCGUAGUCAACACCUCUGGAAGUUGCCUUCAGGGUACAAGUCCUGCACAGCCCUAGCAGACCCGAGACGCAUGGACCCAGAGGGCUUUGUCGAUUGCCCAGAUCCUUGUGUGCUGCACUUUCCAGUUUGUGGUCUCAGGUGGCUGAUUGCCAAGUACAAAACGCUUGGAAGUUUUCCUGAGAAGUGGCUAGGGAAAGUCUCAGUGUCAGAUUCCUUUCACAAAGAUGCGCGGGACUUGGCAAGUUGCACUGAAACAGCUGCAGGUGCACUCGAACAACUGUUCAUGCAAGAAGUUUAUUUUGAUGAUUCGGCAGAAGCUGCCCGGCAGCUUCAGUCCAGGACAUGUAUACGCGUGUUUGGCCAUGUGCUGUUACUGGAUUCAUUGCCAGAUCCCGACCAUGCCCCUGAAGCGGUGACUGCCGCCGGAGCAACUUCAAUUGAGAUGUUUGAUGGCCUCAUGGGCAUUGAGAAGGGAUGGAUUCUAUCGAAAGCGAUGCAAUAUUUGUAAGCGACAAGCUCAUGCCAAACAUCCCAACUGUUGAUCCUUCAAUGUGGUCAACUUGUCCUUAUGAGGACCUGAGUGGGUAGAAAAUGGAGUGGCUUGG